CCUGCCUGCCCCUCACCUCUCCCUCUCCCUUCCAUUCAGUAUCACACUUUUCAGCACCUCCUGGAUUCUCCUCUUCCUUCCUAAGAUGUAGCUGUGCCCUCAUCUUCUUCUCUGACACCUGUGCCCACCCUGACCUUUGCCUCACCCUCUACCACCCACCAGGCUGGCAUCUUCAGCUGCCAGGACCCGGGCUCAGCUGCCAUGCCUUUUGGAUGCAUCAGUGUCCGCAAUGAGAAAACCUACAAUUGUUUCUCUGACAUCACAGACAAAUAUGAGAUUGGCCAGCUUCUCUGUGCGAAAGAGUUCUGUGAAAUCUGCCUGGCCCGGGAGAUGCAGACAGAUCGUCUCUUUGUCUGCAAAAAGUUUCUGAAGAAAGAUGGCCGAAAAGUGAGGAGGGCGGCAAAGAAUGAGAUCAUGAUUCUGAAAAUGGUCAAUCAUCCCAAUAUCUUGCAGCUAAUCGAUACAUUUGAAACCAAGAAGGAAUUCUAUAUUAUUCAAGAACUAGCCACAGGAGGUGAUGUCUUUGACUGGAUCCUGGAGCAAGGAUAUUACUCUGAGAAAGAUGCCAGUAAUGUGAUCCGCCAGGUCCUUGAGGCUGUGGCUUAUCUGCACAAUCUCCACAUUAUUCAUAGGAACUUAAAGCUGGAAAACCUCAUGUAUUACAAUCAAAAUAAUCACUCCAAAGUGGUCCUGCGGGAUUUCUACUUGUCCUGUUUUGAGAGUGGAGAAAUUACAGAGCCAUGUGGGACUCCAGAAUAUCUUGCUCCAGAGGUGGUAUCACGACACAGAUAUGGUCGACCUGUGGAUUGCUGGGCAGUCGGCGUUGUUAUGUUCAUUCUCCUUUCUGGGAACCCUCCAUUCUACGAUGAGAAUGAGGAAGAGGACAGCGAAAGCCAUAACAGGAAAAUUUUCCGUAAAAUUCUGGCUGCUGAAUACGAGUUUGAUUCUCCCUACUGGGAUGUAAUUUCAGCAUCAGCGAAAGAUCUUGUUUCCCGUUUGAUGGAAAUGGACCAGGAGCAGAGAAUCACAGCCCAGGAAGCAUUGGGACAUACAUGGGUUUCAGGAAAUGAUGCUUCUGAAAGGAAUCUGAAAGAAGGUGUUUGUGCUCAGAUCGAGAAGAACUUUGCUAAAGCCAAAUGGAGGAAAGCCAUACGGGUCACCACAUUCAUGCAACGACUGAGAGCUCCAGAAGGCACUGCUGGGCGUCUCCCUGUCACGCCGAGAUCUUCCAUGAGUGUGUCACAUGAGGUCACUGUGGAAGCCUGCCCUUCGUCUCCAAAACAAUCCCCUUCCCAACACAGUAUUCCUAAGCCUGACUGCAAUCCGAGCAGAAUCCAGCAAACCUCUGAGAGUGAGGACCACUCGUCUGAGAAACCAGAACAGAGUGGGCCAUAAUGUCUUGCUUCUUCCUCCAACCAAAAGAACGACCACACAGAAGGACAAAUGAUCUGCUUGCAAAACAGGACCAAAUAAAUCUGGUCACAAACACUGGCCUGAAUAGUGAUCCCAUUGUGGGGGAGACCUAACCUACCAGAUAAACGUGUUGAAAGGGGGGAAAGAAAGGCCUAAGGUCACUAUCAAUAUUUAAGGCCUAGAUGCAGGAGGAGGGAUUAUGGGACUUGAUAGGAUAAACCUUAUUCUCAGAGCAUGAAAACUGUCCCUGGACAAAUUAUUUAUAGUGUACAUUUUCCUAAAAAGUUUUUUUUUUUUUAAUAAAUAGAUUAAAAUACCGAUCCUCUGACAUAAAAAAAAAACAGUGACAUUCCUUAAUGAAAGAGGGUGAUCUACAUAUAAUUUAACAUUUAUCAGAAGCUAGCAAGCAGGUUUAAGGUCUCUGGUAGACCUGUUCUUCAAGCUAGGUUGCAUCAUCUUCCAAACUGUUUCCAGGUGUGUAGCCUUUUGCAUGUCAUCUGCAUGUUUACACGUUUUAGUUGGGAGUGUAUGUCCUUACUGUACCACAGAGGCCGGUACCCCUGGCAGUAAGGAGAUUUAAAACUAAUAAAGGAGAACUAACAAUCUACA
Molecule: messenger RNA, 2022 nt
Organism: Rana temporaria (common frog)
Lineage: Eukaryota; Metazoa; Chordata; Amphibia; Anura; Ranidae
Product: caM kinase-like vesicle-associated protein
Exons: 11
Coding region: 202-1395 (397 amino acids)
Biological process (GO): peptidyl-serine phosphorylation
Cellular component (GO): intracellular anatomical structure
Molecular function (GO): calcium/calmodulin-dependent protein kinase activity; ATP binding; calmodulin binding
Source: RefSeq, a predicted model, not a curated record